Cryptomeria japonica (Japanese cedar) is the source of this 465-nucleotide messenger RNA. RefSeq lists its product as uncharacterized. The transcript is spliced from 2 exons. Lineage: Eukaryota; Viridiplantae; Streptophyta; Pinopsida; Cupressales; Cupressaceae. Gene Ontology annotation, molecular function: RNA-DNA hybrid ribonuclease activity; nucleic acid binding. Bases 1 to 465 code for a protein of 154 amino acids. The record is from RefSeq and is a predicted model, not a curated record.
AUGGGCCAAUUAGCCCUUUGUGGGAAAAUUGAGAACCACCUGGUUGAGCUCCUGAAUGAAUCGACCAAGUCCAAAUCGUUGAAAAAGAAUCUAUAUACUGAUUGGGAUUGGAAGCUAAAGCUAGUAUUCCCAAAUUUGACCAUCCCCUCGCUUUUUGGAAAUGGAAAUCUUGAACUACCGGCUAAUCCAAGGUUGGAUGUUAAAUGGGUAGUCCCAGAACCAAGGUGCAAUAAGAUUAAAUUUGAUGGUGCCUCUGUAGGGAAUCCAGGGCGGAGUGGUAUUGGCUGUAUUGUUAGAGAUUCUGAAGGCAUCUAUAUUAAGGAAAUUUUUGAAGUCAUUGGUUUGGCCACUAACAAUGAGGCUGAAUUCCAAGCAACAUUAAGAGGCACAUCAUACACUAUCAAAGAACAAAAUUUGAAAGUACUAACAAUGUUGGCAGGGGUUGGAGCUAUUUCUAUUUGUUAG